GAUCAGCCCAAGGAGGAGGAGGAGGAAGAAGAGGAAAGCAAGACAAACAGCCAGAGCAGCAGAGAGGAACGCUGUCUGGCGGUCCCUGAGGAGACAGCAGCUGGGAGCCCGUGUCUUGCCCGCCUCCCAGCCCUGCAUCAGCCUACUGCCUCCCCAUUGAGGCCAUGGGCCCAAGGGCUCUGCUGACCCUGCUGGUGGCCACAGCUUGGUAUGCUAAAGGGGUCCCAGAGAUAGAGCCCAGCGGCCCUGAGCUGGUUGUGGAGCCAGGCACAGUGGUGACCCUGCGAUGUGUGGGCAAUGGCAGUGUGGAAUGGGACGGCCCCAUCUCUCCGCACUGGACCAUGGACCCUGAUGCCCCCAACAGCAUCCUGACCACGAACAAUGCCACCUUCCAAAACACGGGAACCUAUCGCUGCACUGAGCCUGGAAGCCCCCUGGAGGGAAGCGCCACUAUCCACAUCUAUGUCAAAGACCCUGAUCGGCCCUGGAAGGUGCUGACUCAGGAAGUGAUGGUGCUGGAAGGCGAGGACGCGCUGCUGCCCUGCCUGCUCACCGACCCAGCACUGGAGGCGGGUGUCUCGCUAGUGCGAGUGCGGGGCCGGCCUGUCUUGCGCCAAACCAAUUACUCCUUCUCGCUCUGGCACGGCUUCACUGUCCACAGGGCCAAGUUCAUUGAGAGCCAAGACUACCAGUGCAGUGCCCGGGUAGGCGGCAGGAUGGUGGCAUCGGUCAGCAUCCGGCUUAAAGUGCAGAAAGUUGUCCCAGGGCCUCCAACCUUGAUACUGAAGCCUGCAGAGCUUGUGCGGAUUCAAGGAGAGGCUGCCCAGAUCAUGUGCUCAGCCAGCAACGUUGAUGUCAAUUUUGAUGUCUCCCUCCUACAUGGGGACACUAAGCUCACAAUCUCUCAACAAUCUGACUUCCAUGAUAACCGUUACCAGAAAGUCCUGACCCUCAACCUCGAUCACGUAGGCUUCCAAGAUGCUGGCAACUACUCCUGUGUGGCCACCAACGCCCGAGGCGUUCACUCCACCUCCAUGGUCUUCUGGGUGGUAGAGAGCGCCUACUUGAACUUGACUUCUGAACAGAACCUCUUCCAGGAGGUGACCGUGGGUGAGAAGCUUGAUCUCAAAGUCAAGGUGGAGGCCUACCCAGGCCUGCAGGGUCUUAACUGGACCUAUCUGGGACCCUUCUCUGACCAACAGUCCAAGCUCACUUUUACCACUAACAAGGACACAUACAGGUACACCUCCACCCUCUCCCUGCCUCGCCUAAAGCCCUCUGAGGCCGGCCGCUACUCCUUCCUGGCCAGAAACGCUGGAGGUGGGAGUGCCAUGACCUUUGAGCUCACCCUUCGAUACCCACCAGAGGUACGGCUCACAUGGACCUUCAUCAACGGCUCUGAUGCACUGCUCUGUGAUGCCUCUGGGUACCCUCAGCCCAGUGUGACAUGGCUGCAGUGCAGGGGCCACACUGAUAGAUGUGAUGAGACCCAAGUGCCUAUCUUGGAGGACUCACAUCCAGAGGUCCUCAGCCAGGAGCCCUUCCACAAGAUGACCGUCCAGAGCCUGCUGGUCAUUGGGACCUUGGAACACAAUAGGACAUAUGAAUGCAGGGCCCACAACAGCUUGGGGAACAGCUCCCAGGUCUUCUGGCCCAUCUCUGUAGGAGCCCGCCUGCAGCCCCCUGAUGAGCCCCUCUUCACUCCAGUGCUGGCUGCCUGCAUGGCCAUCAUGGCCUUCCUGCUUCUGCUCCUCUUGGUGCUUUUUUACAAGUACAAGCAGAAGCCCAAAUACCAGGUACGCUGGAAGAUCAUUGAGAGCUAUGAGGGCAACAAUUACACCUUCAUCGACCCCACCCAGCUGCCCUACAAUGAGAAGUGGGAGUUCCCCCGAAACAACCUGCAGUUUGGAAAGACCCUUGGAGCCGGCGCCUUUGGGAAGGUGGUAGAGGCCACAGCCUUUGGUCUGGGCAAGGAAGAUGCUGUCUUGAAGGUGGCUGUGAAGAUGCUCAAGUCCACGGCCCACGCUGAUGAGAAGGAGGCCCUCAUGUCAGAACUGAAGAUCAUGAGUCACUUGGGCCAGCAUGAGAACAUUGUCAACCUGCUGGGAGCCUGCACCCAUGGAGGCCCUGUCCUGGUCAUCACUGAGUACUGUUGCUAUGGCGACCUGCUCAACUUUCUGCGAAGGCAGGCUGAGGCCAUGCUGGAGCCCAGCCUGAGUCCCAGCCAGGACCCUGAGGUGGGCACCAGCUACAAGAACAUCCACCCGGAGAAGAAAUAUGUCCACAGGGACAGUGGCUUCUCUAGCCAGGGUGUGGACACCUAUGUGGAGAUGAGGCCUGUCUCCACUUCCUCCUCCAACGACUCCUACUCUGAACAAGACCCGGACAAGGACGGGCGGCUGCUGGAGUUGUGUGACCUGCUCCAAUUCUCGAGCCAGGUGGCACAGGGCAUGGCCUUCCUGGCUUCCAAGAACUGCAUCCAUCGGGAUGUGGCAGCCCGGAACGUGCUGCUGACCAGUGGACGUGUGGCCAAGAUUGGGGACUUUGGGCUGGCUAGGGACAUCAUGAAUGACUCCAACUACAUCGUCAAGGGCAAUGCCCGCCUCCCUGUGAAGUGGAUGGCUCCAGAGAGCAUCUUCGACUGCAUCUACACGGUUCAGAGUGAUGUCUGGUCCUACGGCAUCCUCCUCUGGGAGAUCUUCUCACUUGGGCUGAACCCCUACCCUGGCAUCCUGGUGAACAGCAAAUUCUAUAAACUGGUAAAGGAUGGAUACCAAAUGGCCCAGCCUGUGUUUGCCCCAAAGAACAUAUAUGGCAUCAUGCAGGCCUGCUGGGCCCUGGAGCCCACCCGCAGACCCACCUUCGAGCAGAUCUGCUCCCUCCUUCAGGAGCAGGCCCACGUGGGCAGGAGAGAGCGGGCCUAUACCAACCUGCCCAGCAGGAGCAGCAGUGGCAGUGAGCCGGGGGAGGAGAGCUCCAGCAACCACCUGGCCUGCUGUGAGCAGGCAGAUGCAGCCCAGCCCCUGCUGCAGCCCAACAACUACCAGUUUUGCUGAGGAGGUGACAACUGUGAACCACUGCCUGCCCCCUCCUCCGAGCUUCCACUCCUUUAUGGAAGGGGUACCAUGGAGAGAACAGACUCUGCCCUCCAUUGUUUCACUCAACAGCCUGGCCCAGCUCUACAACUCAAGAAUGUGUAAUUCAUGGGAGGUCAGAGAGGACCGUUUCCAGGGCCUGGGCCAUCACUGCCAGUCAGGGACUGAGGCUGAGGCUGAGCCCCUGCCCACUGUUCUCAAUGCUAUGCCAACCGGUAGAAGCCCCAGCUCACUCUUAACCUUCCCCACUCCCCUCGUGUCUCAAUGGAAAUGGGCUGGUUUUGUGACUACGAAGUUCCCUGGAGCUGCCCUAACAUUGAGAAAACAAGGCUCCUUGAGUCUUAGCAAGAGAACACCCUUUCUAACCAAGUGAAGCACAAGACCAGACAAGUGCUCAGAGGCCACCCCCGGCUCAAGCCCUUUGGAACAGGGUGGCUCCUUGUAAGAAUCUAAUUGUAUCUCUUAGCCUCUGCCCUCUAGCCUUCUCUCUACAGUGCCACCCACCCUGGAUCUGGUACUGCUAUAAUGAGCCAGGUGGAAGCUAAAAGUUCAGGGUGUCUGCCUAGCCCCUCAUCGUUCUGAGCUGGAAGACAGGGCACCCGUGUGGCUGGCCACACCAAGAAAGCAGCACACACUUCCCCAGGUUGCCUAAUUAUAACUAACAGACUGUGGGAUGUCUCUGUCAUUAAACUAACAUUAACACAG
This is a messenger RNA of Manis pentadactyla (Chinese pangolin), 3800 nucleotides long. RefSeq names its product colony stimulating factor 1 receptor (gene CSF1R). Bases 165 to 3056 code for a protein of 963 amino acids. Lineage: Eukaryota; Metazoa; Chordata; Mammalia; Pholidota; Manidae. Gene Ontology annotation, biological process: positive regulation of kinase activity; cytokine-mediated signaling pathway; osteoclast differentiation. Gene Ontology annotation, cellular component: signaling receptor complex; CSF1-CSF1R complex. The transcript has 21 exons. Gene Ontology annotation, molecular function: ATP binding; macrophage colony-stimulating factor receptor activity; cytokine binding. The record is from RefSeq and is a predicted model, not a curated record.